Molecule: messenger RNA, 3978 nt
Organism: Drosophila rhopaloa
Lineage: Eukaryota; Metazoa; Arthropoda; Insecta; Diptera; Drosophilidae
Gene: grn
Product: GATA-binding factor C
Biological process (GO): cell fate commitment; positive regulation of transcription by RNA polymerase II; negative regulation of transcription by RNA polymerase II
Molecular function (GO): zinc ion binding; RNA polymerase II cis-regulatory region sequence-specific DNA binding; DNA-binding transcription factor activity, RNA polymerase II-specific
Source: RefSeq, a predicted model, not a curated record
CUCGUGUUCGUUCAGUUCGAUUUCAACUGUUGACGUGUUUGCAAGCGUGUUAUCGUCGUGCGUCCGCUCGUUCGUAUUUUGCUAUCGAUUCUCGUCUCGCCGCGACAACAACAAAGAAAGCUCGAAAAACGCGUCGGCAAAUUAUUAAACACAGAGAGCUCAAGAAGUGUACCAAAAAUACAAAUCAAAAGAAAAACCACAGAAAGAAAACCCAGUAAAAACAAGCAGUGUGAUCAAAACAGUGUGCUAAAAAUAGAAAGAGUUGUUGAGUGUUUGAGUCUUUUGACAAAAAAAAAUGCGUAGCUAUUAAAAGCGAGCAGUGGAGAACUCGAGCAGCCGCAUAGCCGCAUAGAGGGAUAGAAGCAGCCGAUCCCGAUCCGAUCCCGAUUCCUCCUGCCCCCGGUAGCACAGAAACACAUUCAAAAUUAUACUCGAAAUGGAUAUGACCUCAACAGCGGAGGCUGCCGCUCGCAGCUGGUAUGAUAGUCCGCGCUUGGGGGGCGGCGGCUCCUCCGGCGGCGGUGGCGGCGGCGGCAAUGGGGGCGGCGUCUCGCCCCAGACGAACGGCCUUGGCAGCGCCGGCAGCAGCCUGGCCCAUAGCCACCACAGCCUCUCCAGCGGCGCCAGUUCGGCGGGCAGCAGUGUGGGCGUGGGAGCGGCGCUGGGCGGCGGCGGCGGAUCCGGACUGGACACCAGCGACAUGAGCGCCUUCUACGCGCUGGAGAGCAACGGACACCACCGGCGCUACUACCCCAGCUACCAUCAGCACACAUCCCGCAUGCCCUCCACACAUGCCACGCCCCAAGUGUGCCGGCCGCACUUCCACACCCCGCUGAGUCCCUGGCUGACCAGCGAGCACAAGUCCUUCGCCCCCGCGAGUGCCUGGAGCAUGGGCCAGUUCGCCUGCCCCCAGGAGCCGCAGGUGGAGCACAAGCUGGGCCAGAUGGGCCAGAGCCACCAGACGACGGCCGCCGGCCAGCACUCGUUCCCCUUCCCGCCGACGCCGCCAAAGGACUCCACGCCCGACUCCGUGCAAACCGGUCCAUCCGAGUAUCAGGCGGUGAUGAACGCGUUCAUGCACCAGCAGGCCACGGGCUCUACCUCACUGACGGACGCCAGCUGUGCGCUGGACAUCAAGCCGUCGAUCCAGAACGGCAGUGCGAGCGGAUCCUCCGGCAGCGGCACCACCCACACGUCGGCGCCCAAGCAGCGCGAAGGUACUACCAGCACCACUAAUUCCAGCUCCAACUCCAGCAGCAGUCAGCAGCAGCAGCAGCAACAGCAGCAACAGCAGCAGCAGCAACAGAGCAGCAGCAACAGCAACACCACCGCCAGCAGCAACACCUCCGCCUCGUCCGCCGCAGCAGCAGCAUCCCUGUCCGCCGCCGCUGCCGCCGCCUCCGCAGCCACAUCCUCAAACGGACUGUUCGACGGAACGGCGCAGGCGUACAGCAGCGGGGGCGGCGGCGGGGGCGGUGGAGGCGGCAGCGGUGGCUACGACAGCUCGUACGCCUCGUACCACCAUGCAGCGGCGCACCAUCAAGCGGCGGCGGUAGCGGCGGCGAAUAUGUUCCAAAGUUCCUCGGUCGCGGCGGCUGCAGUGCGUCAUAGUAUGGCGGCGGCGCAGGCGCACCACCAUCACCAUCACCACCACAGUGGCCACCAUCAUGGUGGCGCCUCCGCGGGCAUGCACGGCCUGGGCGGCGCGGUGGGCGGUGGCGGUGGGGGCGGCACCGCCGGCAUGGGCAGCAUGAGCGGCGGCAGCGGCGGAGCGGGAUCGCUGAGCGGGCACAGCGGCGGCAGUAACGCCGGCCUGGACGUCAAGCCCGUGCGGACAAAGCCGCGGACAAGUGCUGAGGGACGCGAGUGUGUGAAUUGCGGCGCCACAUCGACGCCACUGUGGCGACGCGAUGGAACGGGACACUAUCUGUGCAACGCCUGUGGCCUGUACUACAAAAUGAACGGCCAGAACCGACCGCUGAUCAAGCCAAAGCGAAGACUGACCCUGCAAUCGCUGCAAAGUGCGGCCAAAAGGGCGGGCACAUCCUGCGCCAACUGCAAGACCACAACCACAACCCUUUGGCGACGCAAUGCCAGCGGCGAACCCGUGUGCAACGCCUGCGGAUUGUACUACAAGCUGCACAAUGUCAAUCGUCCGCUUACGAUGAAAAAGGAGGGCAUUCAGACGCGUAACCGCAAGCUGAGCUCCAAGUCCAAGAAGAAGAAGGGUCUGGGCGGCGGCUGUCUGCCAAUUGGCGGACACUUGGGCAUGGGCGACUUUAAGCCACUGGAUCCUUCGAAGGGAUUCGGCGGCGGCUUCUCGGCCUCCAUGGCGCAACAUGGACACCUCUCGAGCGGACUGCAUCCGGCACAUGCGCACAUGCACGGCAGCUGGUACACCGGCGGCAUGGGCGCAUUGGGCGCCUCGAGCGGACUGCAGGGCGGCUUCUCCACCGCCGGCUCUCUCGGCGGAGCGGUGGUGCCCCACUCGCAGCCCUACCACUUGGGCCUCAGUUCGAUGGGCACCUGGCGCACUGACUACACGUGAUGGAGCGGGAACAACUUGAACAACAAUCUGUUCAGUUAGAGCCGCGACUCACCCACUCCUCAGUCGAGCUGAUGGAGCAGUAAAUAAAUCGAGACAAAACGAAAGAAAACGAAAACCAGACAAAACACAAUGCCAAACUGAGGACUCCUUGGCCAGCAAUUGACAGUGGCACCAAGGCCUUGACAUCCCAACCAAAAUUUGAUGGAGUGUGGGGGAGGGGGGGUGUGCGGACUGGACGAACGCUGGCUAUUCCUAAUUGUAAACAUUGCGUGCAAUUUUUAAUUAUUUAAGCUUUGUCGCUGUUGCUGCUGAAACUGCGAGCCGAGUGCCGGCAGCAAUAACAAAAGCCCCAUUAAAAUUAAUUAAAGGGCUGCACAUUACUUUUAUUUUAUUUUUCCUUUAUGGCUUUUCUGUGAGUGUUUGUAUAGUUUUUCCUUAUGUUUCAUAUUUCGCUUAAUUAAUUUAAUUUCUCGCCGCAAAUUCAGCGUAUUUAAUUGUGCUUUAUGAACUGCCAUAAAAACAGAAUGAGGGGGGAAAUUUCAUAAAUAUUUAUUGUGUACAUAUAACAGAAAACGAGAAUCAAGCACACAGAGAACUAAAAUUAUUAUAUACAAUAAACAAAAACAGUUACAAUGCACGUCCAAAAGUAAACAUUUUUGUAUAAAUUAAAACAAAAAACAAAAAUCGUAGGUAUAAGAAAAGUUGCUUGAGAUGUUUGUCCUAAUUCGCAAAACGCAAUUGAAAAUUGCACAAAUACUUUAGAGCGUACGCCUACUGUAAACUAGUUAAAUUCUUAGACUCUAAACAAAACAGACGUGAUAAACAAAAAGUAAAAUCUAUAUAUAAAUAUUAAUAUAACAAAUUUCACUAAAGCGCGCCAUUAGCAAUUGUAAAAUAAAUUUAACAAAAUGUAGAGAAGAAAAAUGUUUUAGAUUGAAAGCAAAGGCCGCCGUCAACUUUUUAAACUAAAAAACACACUUAAAUGUUCAAUGUUAAUGCCUAAGUCUUAAAAAUAUACACACAUACACAUUAAAAUAUACAUAGACUUAAACGUAAUGUAAUAAAUUUAAUUAAAUUAAAUGUUAAAGGCAAUUUGUAAAAUACAUUUGUUAGCAAUUUUUGUAAAAUUAUAGAGAAAACAAAAAAAAAAAAAAACCACAAAAAAAAAAACAAAUCCAACUAAACAUAAAACCGUAACCCCCUAAGUUGUGUGUAUAAAGCCAGUUUAGUCCUAACCUAAUUUAUGUCUGAGGUAUAAACAGAAUACGAUAUGUAUAACUAUAUAUAUAAAUAAUAUGUAUUAUGUGCUAAGUGUAAACGAUAAAUGUAUUGUAAUUUGGCCAUAUUGAUAGUUGAAUAUAUAUAAAUCAAAGCAAAAAUAAUGUUUAUUUAAAAUCGAAACAAAAAAAUGGAAAAUUGUAUUAAAUUUA